Messenger RNA from Panicum virgatum (switchgrass), 2249 nucleotides. Its product is annotated as transcription factor TCP15-like. Gene Ontology annotation, molecular function: DNA-binding transcription factor activity; sequence-specific DNA binding. The record is from RefSeq and is a predicted model, not a curated record. Bases 550 to 1749 code for a protein of 399 amino acids. NCBI's taxonomy places the organism in Eukaryota, Viridiplantae, Streptophyta, Magnoliopsida, Poales, Poaceae. The transcript has a single exon. Gene Ontology annotation, cellular component: nucleus.
AAUCCCGACAAAGUACACCAUCGUCUCCUGUCUUGAUGUUCUCCCUCCGUCGCCCUCCCUCCCUCUCUCUCCUCACCUAUCAUAUGCUCCUCGCCUCCUAUCUUCUUCUCCUUCCUCCGGCUAUCGUCCUCACUGCAACCCACUAGAUCGGUGGACAAACCCAACCAGAACUCCAUAAAAUAGUGUCGAUCUCCACAAGCACAUUUCUCUCUCUUUCUCUUUCUGAAAAAAAUUCUGCCGAGCCACAGUGUUUUUCCCUAAUCCCUAGCACCUAGCCGUGCUUGCUUGACCUCACUCUCUGCCUCUCGCUCGAACGCCCGCCGUGCUUGCUUGACCUCACUCUCUGCCUCUCGAUCGAACGCCCGCCGCCGACGGCGUUCUCCUGCCAUGCCCGGUGCCUCCACCGCCCCACAUCAUCACACCAAAUCAGCUCAUCAGCCCCACAAGAACUGUUCGUAGGUCACGGAAUCCAUUACUACCCAUACUCCUCCAGCUCUCUGAACCAAAAAAAAGAUCAUCUUGUUUAUAUAUACCAUGGUCUAAUCGGCCAUGGAUGUCACCGGAGACGCCGGCGGAGGUCGCCGCCCCAACUUCCCCUUGCAGCUGCUGGAGAAGAAGGAGGAGCAGGCUUGCUCCACGUCCCCAGCGGCUGGUGUGGGCGCCGGCGCCGCGGGUAAUGGUCGGUCGGCGGGGCCGGGAGAGUUGCAGGUGAGGAAGGCGCCGCCGCCGAAGCGGACCUCCACCAAGGACCGGCACACGAAGGUGGACGGGCGCGGGCGGCGCAUCCGGAUGCCGGCGAUUUGCGCUGCGCGGGUGUUCCAGCUGACGAGGGAGCUGGGGCACAAGACGGAUGGCGAGACCAUCGAGUGGCUGCUGCAGCAGGCGGAGCCGGCGGUGAUCGCGGCCACGGGCACCGGCACCAUCCCCGCCAACUUCACCUCUCUCAACAUCUCCCUCCGCUCCUCGGGCUCAUCCUUCUCCAUCCCGGCACAUCUCCGCGCCGCCGGCCUGCCCGGCCCACGCUUCGGCGGCGCGCGGGGCGACCCGUGGGACCGCGUCGUGGGCCUCGGGUUCGGUGGCGCCGAGGGUCCGCCGUCCGCUACCUCCUCGGCGUCGUCCCCGCUGCUGAGCUUCCACUCCGGCAGCGUCGGUCUCGACGUGUCGCCGUCGUCGACAUCUGCCGCAGCCAGCUCCGACCUGUCGAGGAAGCGCCAGUGGGAGCAAGAAAUGCAGCACCAGCAGCAACACCAACAGCAGCAGCAGCAAUACCAGCAGCAGAUGGCCGGGUACACGCAGAGCCAAAUGCCGGGCACCGUGUGGAUGGUGCCGAGCAGCAACGCGCAGGCCGCCGCAGCGGCGGCGGGCGGAGGCGGAGGCGGCAGCGAGUCGAUCUGGACGUUCCCGCAAGCAGCACGCGGCGGCGGCGGCGGCGCGGCGACCUUGUACCGCGGCGUGCCGAGCGGGCUACAUUUCAUGAACUUCCCCGCGCCCAUGUCGCUGCUCCCCGGCGGGCAGCAGCUGGGGCUCGGCCAAGCGGCAGGCGGCGGCGACAAUGGCGGCGGCGGCGGCGGAGGGGAGGGCCACAUGGGGAUCCUCGCCGCGCUCAACGCGUACCGCGCGCAGGCCGCCUCGGACGCUGCGGCGGCGGCGCAGAACGGCGCGGAAGGCGGCUCCAGCAGCCAGCACCAACAACCCCAGCACGGCGGCGGCGAGCGGCAGGAGAGCAUGAGCCCCAGCGACGACUCGUAGGUCUCCGCGGGGGCGUGCGCUGCUGGUCCUCCAAGGCGUCGUCGUCGUCUCUCCUGUUUUUAGUCUGUUCUCCUUGACUUCUUGUUUGCUGUUUUCUGGCUUGCAUUGUUCCGGCCCUCUCUGGCUUGCAUUUCAUGGCAUCUGUGGGACAAUCAUCGUCUCUCCUGUGCUCUUUGUGGUGCCACUGAUGAUGACACUGAGAGAAGACGUGGUGAAGGAACAAAUCCAUGGAGGAGAGAGGCUUGCAUCGUUAGGGUUCGCCGACGCGAUCGAUGCCGGGAGAUCGAAGACAGCCAUGUGUGGUGUGACACGCUCCAUUGCCCAACUUCCAAGCACGCGACCCUUCUUUCCGGGAUGCAUGUACCACUCCAGGUGAUUUCUGAUGCCGAAUUACCUUUUCCUUGCAUUGCGUUUCUCUCCCAGCUCUCCACAUUCUGUUGCUAGCCAAAAGCAAGAUCGACCACCCUUAUUAAUAAGAAGUAAUACAAGCUAUUAAUUCA